AUGCCUGGUCUUACUACUACCGAUAUUCACAAAGUCGCGGUGGUUGGGAAAGGAUAUGUCGGAGGAUACGUCUACGACAAACUCGUCGACGCCGGCUUCGAUGUGACGGUCCUCUCUCGUUCGAACCCAAAUAACAAGGCCAACGUCCGGGUCGUAGAUUACGAAUCCACGAAAAGCCUCACAGAGGCGUUAGAAGGCCAGGAUGCCGUCGUCUCGACCAUCUCGAUGGCAGGCUGGCCCCACCAGUACAAGCUGAUUGACGCCGCCGUCGCCGCAGGCACCGUCAAGCACUUCAUCCCCAGCGACUUCACCGCGCUCUCCACCAACCCGCAAGUUGCCAGUCUGCCGUACUACAGAGACGCGGUCGGCAUCCAAGACUACCUGCGGAAGAAGGCAGAGAACGCAAAAAUGAAGUGGACUAUCAUUCAGACAGGUCCCAUCAUCGGGUGUGUGCUGAACGGGGCGUAUGCGUACAACUUCCAAGACCGGACUGCGCUUCAAGUUGGCGACGAGAGCAACAGUAGCCACAAAGUCAGCAUGACGCGGGGCUACACCAUUGGAAAAGCUGUUGUCUCCAUCUUUAGCAAGACGAAGGAGAUGAAGAGCGGGCCCAUUUACAUCCAUGAUGUUGUGACUUCUCAGCAAGAGAUUCUCAGGAUUGCGGAAGAGAAGUCUGACGCAAAGUGGUCGGUCUCUCAUGUGGAUGCUGAGGCCAAGCUGCAGGAAGGGCUGGGCAUGUUCAAGGCAGCUGGAGACAAGCCGGCUCCUAUCUUCGCUACGUUUCUCGUCAUCCACUACACCAUCUUUGGCGGCAAAUACAAGACCGACUGGAACGGAGAGGGUAACAAGGCCCUUGGCAUUCCAACUUUGGCGAGAGAGGAGUGGGAGGAUCUGAUUGCGCAGAGGGUUCGGAACGAGCCUAUUGAUGGUGGGCUUCCGUGGAACUCUGCCCCCAAGCCAAGGAAGUAG
Messenger RNA from Colletotrichum chrysophilum, 969 nucleotides. RefSeq lists its product as uncharacterized. The record is from RefSeq and is a predicted model, not a curated record. Lineage: Eukaryota; Fungi; Ascomycota; Sordariomycetes; Glomerellales; Glomerellaceae. The transcript is spliced from 2 exons. Bases 1 to 969 code for a protein of 322 amino acids.